This is a messenger RNA of Pangasianodon hypophthalmus (striped catfish), 2194 nucleotides long. RefSeq names its product cytoskeleton associated protein 4 (gene ckap4). The transcript is spliced from 2 exons. The record is from RefSeq and is a predicted model, not a curated record. Bases 129 to 1850 code for a protein of 573 amino acids. NCBI's taxonomy places the organism in Eukaryota, Metazoa, Chordata, Actinopteri, Siluriformes, Pangasiidae.
CCGGCGUGUGUGCCACGGCUGCAGUAGCGGCCACGACGCGCUCAGUGAUACGCUGCAUCCACUCCACAUAGACUCAGUGUAACAAACCCCACACAACACUGUGGAGUGCAGAGCAAACCGAACAAGCCAUGCCUUCCAAGAACAAAAACAAGGGCGCAAACUCCACCGACAAAGCCGCUGUUAACCCUCAGGAUGACGCGGCGAAGAAGAGCCCCAAAGUCAGCAAAGCAGACAGUUCUGCCAACUCCAGACCAGGCUCAGGAAAGCUCACCAAGCUCCUGUCUGCCCUGUCCUACAUGGUUUUAGUGUCCGGAGCUGCUUUCGCCUCCUUCUACCUGCAGAGAGUGCUGACUGAAGUGAACCAGAUCCGCUCAGAAAGUGAAGAAGCCCUGCAGAAAAACGCCGAGGUGCUGCACAGAGUAGAACAUGCACUCCAACAGGUGAAUUCUAUGAAGUUUUCUCUGGAGGGUCUGGAGGCUGCAGUGGGCCGUACCCAGGCUGAACUGGAAAGCGCUAAUCGAGCCAUAAUAAAGGGAGAAACAGAGACACGAAGGGUUGAGGAAGUGCUCCAGAAACUCCAGAACGAAAUCCUUCGCGACCUCUCUGAGGGUAUCCGGGAAGUGAAACAGGCACGUGAGCAUGAUUUCUCUUCCCUGGAGAAAACCCUGGAGGUGCGCCUGGCGGAGCUGAGCCGCUCUAUCGCUGACAGCGUAGCCGAGUUCACUGGAGCUCAAGAAGAAGCUCAAGCGCAGCUCAGUGACCUCAGAAUCCGGCUGGAAGAGCAGAAUGAGCCUGGUAAUCUCAAAAAUGAGCUUAUGGCAAUCACCACUGCUGUAGCUGGCCUCCACACUGCAAACGAGGUGGCAGAGGGCAACAUAGGUGUUCUCAGGGAACAGAUUGUGUCAGUCAAUUCAGAGCUGCAGACGAGGAACAAGGAGGUGGCAUCCUUGUCUGAGGAACUUGAGGCAGUCAGGUCUCUAGUGCAGACCACUGCUGGCUCAUUGAGGCAGGAAGUAUCUGCGUCACAGGCCAUCGUACAGGCCAUGUCUGACCAGAUCCAGAAUGCGCAGGAUGAGCAGCUUCGCACCAGCCAAGCCGUGCAGAGCCUCCAGAUAGACCUGAUGGGAGAACUAUCUAAGAGAGAGACAAGGGAAGACGAUCUGGAAGCCAGGCUGAAGAUCACAGAAGAAAGUAUAGACACGAUUGCAAACUUGGCCACAGAGCAGACGAGCCGAGUCGAGGCUUUUCUCUCCAAACAUGACUCUCAUGAGAGCUCAUUAGCCGCCCAGAGCCAGGUGGCUGAGAAGGCAAGGCAGGCACUCAAGGAAGAGCUGGAGGAAUUAAGAGGUAGCCUUGGGGAGCUCCAGGCCAGUAUAGAUGCUUUGGCUGACACUAAUACCAGGUUAGAAGGAGUGGCUUUGGAAGAGUCAGUAUUACAAACUGAGCAGCUGCAAAAUGACGAGUGGGAGAAUGCUGGUCAGAAAGAAGAGGCAGCAGCAGAGGAGGUAGUCGAGGAAGUGGCAGCAGAGGAGGCAGUUGAGGAAGUGGCAGCAGAGGAGGCAGUUGAGGAAGUGGCGGCAGAGGAGGCAGUUGAGGAAGUGGCAGCAGAGGAGGCAGUUGAGGAAGUGGCAGCAGAGGAGGUGGUGGAGGAAGAGGCAACAACAGAGGAGGUGGUUGAGGAAGAGGCAGGAGCAGAGGAGGUGGUCGAGGAAGAGACACAAGCAGAGGAGGUGGUCGAGGAAGACUUCACAACAGAAGAGGCAGUUGAAGAAGACUCAGUAACAGAUGAGGUAGCUCAGGAGAAUACUGAAUCUGAGGAAGUGCCAGUUGAGGAGGAGGAGAGGCAGUGAGUAAAGCGAUCUGUAGUCUAAACCUGUAGGGUAACAUAGGAUAUUGGAAAAGGACAGUCAAUGGACUGAUUCUGUGAAUCUGAAAAAUACACAUCCUGCACUGUUGUUUUUUUCUUCCUGGACUUAUUUUCAUACGGACGUCUUCCAGUGUCAGCUGCUUUUAAUGUUUUGAACGUGUAAUGAGUGUUCUGUUUUCCAAUAAAAUAUUUAAAACGUAAACACAAUGUGAAGAUAUCUGUUGCCCCCAAAACCCAUAAUCAUGUAUUUAUGUAUACAGUACCUGUAUUUCUAGCAAUACUGUCUUUUCAUCAACAAUUAAAUAUAUAUAUUUUUUAAUUUUCAAA